AUGCGUGAGGUCAUCAGCAUCAACGUCGGCCAGGCUGGCUGCCAGAUCGCCAACUCGUGCUGGGAGCUCUACUGCCUCGAGCACGGCAUCCAGCCCGAUGGCUAUCUCACGGAUGAGCGCAAGGCUCAGGACCCCGACCAGGGCUUCAGCACUUUCUUCUCCGAGACUGGCCAGGGCAAAUAUGUCCCGCGAGCCAUCUACUGCGAUCUCGAGCCCAACGUCGUCGACGAGGUCCGCACCGGUCCUUACCGAAACCUCUUCCACCCCGAGAUGAUGAUCACCGGCAAGGAGGAUGCCUCCAACAACUAUGCCCGUGGUCACUAUACCGUUGGCAAGGAGCUCAUCGAUGGCGUCCUUGACAAGAUUCGACGCGUCGCCGACAACUGCGUUGGCCUCCAGGGCUUUCUCGUCUUCCACUCCUUCGGUGGUGGCACUGGCUCUGGCUUUGGUGCUCUUCUCAUGGAGCGCCUGUCGGUCGAUUACGGCAAGAAGAGCAAGCUCGAGUUCUGCGUCUAUCCCGCCCCCCAGACCGCCACCUCUGUUGUCGAGCCCUACAACUCCAUCCUCACCACCCACACCACCCUCGAGCACUCAGACUGCUCCUUCAUGGUGGACAACGAGGCCAUCUAUGACAUUUGCCGCCGCAACCUGGGCCUGGAGCGCCCCAACUACGAGAACCUGAACCGUCUGAUUGCUCAGGUCGUCUCCUCCAUCACCGCCUCGCUUCGGUUCGACGGCUCCCUCAACGUCGAUCUGAACGAAUUCCAGACCAACCUGGUGCCCUAUCCCCGAAUCCACUUCCCUCUGGUUGCCUAUGCCCCCGUCAUCUCGGCUGCCAAGGCUGCUCAUGAGUCCAACUCCGUCCAGGAGAUGACCAUGUCCUGCUUCGAGCCCAACAACCAGAUGGUCAAGUGCGAUCCCCGCCACGGAAAGUACAUGGCCACCUGCCUGCUGUAUCGUGGUGACGUUGUUCCCAACGAGGCGCACAAUGCUGUCGCUACUCUCAAGACCAAGCGCACCAUCCAGUUUGUCGACUGGUGCCCGACUGGCUUCAAGCUCGGCAUCUGCUACCAGGCUCCCGAGAAUGUGCCCAACGGCGACUUGGCCAAGGUCAACCGCGCUGUCUGCAUGCUGUCCAACACCACCGCCAUCGCCGAGGCUUGGAGCUCCCUGUCGAUGAAGUUCGACCUGAUGCACUCCAAGCGCGCCUUCGUGCACUGGUACGUCGGCGAGGGUAUGGAGGAGGGCGAGUUCUCGGAGGCUCGCGAGGAUCUGGCUGCCCUGGAGCGUGACUACGAGGAGGUUGCGGCCGACUCCAUGGGCGAGGAGGAGCUGGAGGCCGAGUACUAG
Hirsutella rhossiliensis is the source of this 1350-nucleotide messenger RNA. RefSeq names its product tubulin/FtsZ family, GTPase domain-containing protein. The transcript has 7 exons. Gene Ontology annotation, biological process: mitotic cell cycle; microtubule cytoskeleton organization; nuclear migration by microtubule mediated pushing forces. The record is from RefSeq and is a predicted model, not a curated record. NCBI's taxonomy places the organism in Eukaryota, Fungi, Ascomycota, Sordariomycetes, Hypocreales, Ophiocordycipitaceae. Gene Ontology annotation, molecular function: structural constituent of cytoskeleton; GTP binding. The coding region runs from base 1 to 1350 and encodes 449 amino acids. Gene Ontology annotation, cellular component: nucleus; cytoplasm; microtubule.